UCCUUUACUCUUCUAUUUCCGUCUUCCAUCUUCACAUCUUCUGUAUAUCUAUUCGUAAUCCGAGGUCUUUUCUUUCUCCAGGUUAUCCCUCCGCAUGCUUCUACCCCGGGUCUGGGAUGCUGGCCGUCUCGAAUAAUACCACACUCGAAUCCCCUUGGUUGAAGGGGCCUUCGAUUUUUCUUCCACUUUUUUUCUUUCUUGGCCUUGAGUUGUGGCCACCGGGUCGGACCUAGUGUCAAGAUAUACCAAGGAAAUCAACUACUGCUGAGAUUUAUUUGACACGGGGUUCAAGACGGUGUUUCGUCCCGAUCCGACGUAUGAAGGAUGGGACGUUUAUCCAGAUGCUAUUUCAUAGAAUGGCAGCCAGGCCGCCGCCUGCCAUUCUACUCUGGACACUCAUCUUCUCUCACCUCGCCCACUUCCCCAGCGUCUCUGCAACGUUCACACUCACAACCGAACUUGCCCGCCUCAUUCCGGAAUGCGCCAGGCACUGUUUCGUCUCCUUCCUCGCCACGAACUUUGCCGACAAUUCAUGCGAUGCCCCGGCGUCACUUGAAUGCCUAUGCACCGAAAGGGGCGCUGGGGGGUUCACCAUAGGUGAAGGGGCGCUGCAGUGCAUCGAGGCGGCGAAGCUUGUUGGGAUCUGUGACCCAGAUGAACAAGAUGGGAGCGUCGUCCGAAAUGCUUAUUCCAUGUGCGACCAUCUGCCCGGCGCCGUCCAUCCGACUCACACGAACCUGGAGGCGACCAUUGUGGUCGGCACAGGAACAGAAGGGAACGUCGUCUUGGUGCCCCCUACCGAACUGCCACUGCCUUCCUCGGCGGCCGGACCCUCCCCUUCACCGCCAACGACGACGCUCAUCACAGAGACGAGGCCCUUGGAAAGGCCUUCAAGUCGCCAAGAGGCCGCUACAUCGACAUCGGAUCUUCCGGGUUCGUCUAGUACGAGCGCACCACUACUUCCGUCGACCCCCGGGCCAGAAGUCGACGACGAAUCGGAAGCAGGGUCGGCGUCUUUCGGGACAGCACAGAUAAUCGGGGUCUCCGUCGGUGUUGCUGUGGGGAUUGCGAUCAUUCUAAUCAUCUGUUUCUUCGCUAGGCGGAGGCGCAAGGAGCAUCUAGCAGGGGCGCAGAGUCCGUUUGCAUCACCACGGAACAAUGACGACGACCAUGACUUUUUGGAGAUCAAGUCCAGGGAAGGCCUGGGUGAUAUCUUCCAUAUCACUCCUCCGAUCAUCCAUGGCGCACGCCGGAGCCCUUCGCUGGCCGUUCCGGCUCGGACCCGCAAAAGCUGGCGUCCGGAUGCUGCUGGGACGAUAUACUCACCCCAGCCAAGCCAGAUGACACAGCCGAGUCCCACCGCGGCGACUCCCCCGAUGGAGAGGAGGCAAUCCAAGCUCCUGCCCCCCAAGCCGAAAUCGCCGCCGAGGCCCGUCCUCACCCUGACGAUCCCGAAGGUCGACCUCAAUCCCGCGCCUGAGCUAGCGCGCCUCACGGCGGCGCCGAGGACUCGCGCGAAUGCGGCGCGAGAGAGCACCAUGACGGAGUUUGAGGAGGACGGCACCACGCACCCGUCCGUCUCGACUCGGGUGGCAUCCAAUGUUUGGUGGCCGCCGACUGCGGAUCCCAUGUCCGCCACGACGUAUUACGUCGCCGAUAAGAACGGGAACUGGAUCCUCGGCGACGCCCAGUCCAAGGACCAACAGCAACGGAGCGAGCUUGCCGAGUCGGAGGCGCCCAUGGCCAUGUCGGAGAAGACGCAGGAAAUUACGCAGGAAAGGGGGCAGGAAAAGGGACAGGAAAAGACGCAGGACAAAAUGCAGGCCGUGCAAGCCGUGGCUUCGGGCCCCGUCCAGCCCGUUCAGCUCCCUGUCCUACUUCCUCCGGCGCAAAUCAUGCCUGUCAAAAACGUAUUGCGGAGAAGCGGCACCGGUAACGGCAUCUACCCUGAACACGGCGAAGAAAACAGAAUGGCUCGCCAUGAUGCGGCUUCAGUCUCGCGCAACGUCCCGGCCAUGAGCUUCUCGCAUCCCGAACCGCCUCGCCGGCGGGAAAGCAGCAGCAAUAGAAACCACGGCCACCGUAAACCUCACAUCAAGACGCUUAGCCAGGAACGCGCAGACGUGAUGCGAAUGCGGGCGUCGCAACACUCUCGCCCGUCUUCGACGACGAUGGCGAGCUCCGCUGUGUCCUACGAGGGCGAGGAAGGGAACGAGAAAGAGAAAGAGAAAGAGAAAGAGAAAGAGAAAGAGAAAGAGAAAGAGAAAGAGGACGCCUUGCUUCCGGCCCAGCUCCAUCUCUCACCAGUGGUGGAAUCACCGGCCUCGGGCGCCGUUGCUGGCCGUCGCGCUCCCGCUGCCGCUGCAUCCCAUCACCCCGGGAAUGGCGGCCGUUUUCAUAGAGCGAGCUUGCAAGGCGACCUACCUCCCGUGCGGCAGACGCGGGGGUUUCCUCCUAACCAACCGAGCGCAGGCUGGGGGAUGCCACCGGCCGCGGCUGCAUCGUCCGGCCCGCCGAGAAAUCUAUACCCAGCACCUGCACAGGCACAGGCACAGGCACACGCACAUUCAAACUUCGCUCACGUGCCGCAGCAGGGCCAGGUACGAUCGACCCAAGCACCACUGGCACCAAGACAACCACCCCCACCAUGGCGACGGCCUGACCCAACGCAGUUCAAAACGGGGUCCCCCACGAUGCGCGUUGUCGCACCCUCACGAUCCCCGUCCACGUCGCCCUAUCCAGAACCCCUCCAGCUCAGGCGGGUCCAGUCUCAGCAAGGAGAUGUCCCGCCCCAGCAGCAACAGCAACAUCGGCAACAUCGGCAACAGCAGCAACAGCAACGUCAAUGGCAGCCGCAGCACCAGCACCAGCACCCAGGCCCGCAGGCGUUCCGGUGGCACGUAGCACCACCACCGCCUUACAUACCAGCACCUUUGGGACAUUUGCGACCCGGCCACUCGGCACAGUUGUCGACCGUAUCCUCUUCCUCGGGCUCAUCGUCGGUUUCGUUGGCCGAGAAACGGCUCGGAAGCGAACGGGCCGCCGCCCUGGCGCUGCACCCUGCCAACUCGAGACUCGGCGACGGGCGGUGGCAGCAGCAACAGCAGCGGGAAGGUGUCCGGCCGGAUUCGGGUUUCCGAAGAGCUGGACAGCCCAACGGGUCUAGCGGUCAGAAUUGGCAGCGGGCGUCAGGUCCCGGAUGGCAACCGAAGCUCACGCCGAGGCGUCAUGGAGACGAGCUGUUCUUGGACGUUCAGGGGUUCAGGGAUUCGCAAUGAUUUCUUCUCUUUUCUCAUGUCUUUUUUCAUCCUCCCCAGGCCCCCCCAUCUUCUUUGCUCUUUUGAGCAUAUGCACGCACGUCUGCUCGACUGUACGACUGUACGACUCCCCUCGUAUAAUAUUCCAUCCCUACACUGCUCGUGUCUACAGCA
Molecule: messenger RNA, 3431 nt
Organism: Sodiomyces alkalinus F11
Lineage: Eukaryota; Fungi; Ascomycota; Sordariomycetes; Glomerellales; Plectosphaerellaceae
Exons: 4
Coding region: 318-3278 (986 amino acids)
Source: RefSeq, a predicted model, not a curated record